Messenger RNA from Venturia canescens, 4152 nucleotides. RefSeq names its product Metal response element-binding Transcription Factor-1 (gene MTF-1). Gene Ontology annotation, cellular component: nucleus. NCBI's taxonomy places the organism in Eukaryota, Metazoa, Arthropoda, Insecta, Hymenoptera, Ichneumonidae. The transcript has 5 exons. The record is from RefSeq and is a predicted model, not a curated record. Gene Ontology annotation, molecular function: RNA polymerase II cis-regulatory region sequence-specific DNA binding; DNA-binding transcription factor activity, RNA polymerase II-specific. Gene Ontology annotation, biological process: regulation of transcription by RNA polymerase II. Bases 444 to 2816 code for a protein of 790 amino acids.
UUCCAUCAUUUUUUUUCUUGAAGUAUUCACGUGUGUGAACUACAUUAUUUAGUAAACGUGAAAAAUUGAAACUAAUGUUCUCUUAUAAAAUGUAAAUAAUCAUGUUAUCAUGAGGAAAAACUGUUGUCCAUAAUUACUUUCAACGCGGUUGAGUUGAAAAAAAAUGUAUUGUUUUAUCUGAGCGAGCUUGUCAAAAAAACCGCUAGAUGUCUAAUGAAUGUGUCUAAAGAUUCCGAAAAUCGAACAAAUACUUUUGGAAUCCUCUCGGUAUCCUCCGCGACACGAUGCACACAAAUGCAAAAUUCUCGCUUAUACACAUAAACACAAGUGCGUAAAAAACGACGACAGAGACGACGAGCCACACGGUUCACGGUUGUGGGAUAAGUGUUGUUCAGUGGGAGGCCGAGUUGUUUUGUGAAAAAAACGUUCCCACGAAAAAAGUGAUGGCGACGUGGGAGAACGAAAAAUUCGGAGAAAAUGUUACGAGUAUCGGAGAAAAUUUCGACGGUAUUCUCGUAACUCACGAUUUACAGGAUUGUCUCGACGACAGUCUCGAUCUCACGAGUUUCGGUAGAGUUUACGAACAAACUCCUGUUUUUGAUUAUGGAAAGUACUCAGACGAGGACCUUUCGUCCACCGUAAAAUUACCGGAUGAUCGAACCGGAUAUAUACAUCACACGAUAAGCCCUAAUGAAAUUUACAUGCGAAUUCAUCCUGGUCAACAUGACUCAAUGCCGGAUGAUCCUUCGCAUGCAACGAUCACGAUCGAGAGUACAGAUCCAGACACCAAUCAAAAGCACAUUAGUCGUUACGAGUGCGAGUACGACGGUUGCUCACGCACUUACAGCACCGUAGGAAAUCUGAGAACACACAUGAAAACCCACAAAGGCGAGUAUCGAUUUAAAUGCGCGGAAGCGAGUUGCGGCAAGGCAUUUCUCACCUCGUACAGCCUUAAGAUCCACAUUAGAGUACACACAAAAGUAAAACCGUUCGAGUGCAAUCACAACGGUUGUGAGAAGGCAUUCAAUACCCUCUAUAGACUGAGAGCUCAUCAAAGACUUCACAGCGGUAAUACGUUCAACUGCGAGGAAACAGGAUGUGUUAAGUUCUUCACUACACUAAGCGAUCUCAAGAAACACGUCCGUACCCACACUCAAGAACGCCCAUACAAAUGCAGGGAGGAUGGUUGCGGCAAAGCAUUUACAGCAUCACACCAUCUCAAAACUCACAAAAGAACUCAUACUGGUGAACGUCCCUAUACGUGUGCCUUUGAAAAUUGCCAAAGAUCCUUCACGACUCUACACAGCCUCAAAAGUCACUUGAAAACACAUAAGAGAUCGUUAGCUAAUGGAGAACCGAAGCACAAAUUACCUCCACCAGUGGAAGAAGGAGCUUCGAAUUUGAUAAAAAUCGAGCGCUCAGAAAACAAAACGAAUGAUCGAAAGGAUCUUCAGUCGUUCUCGAUAAUUCCGAUGACAUCGAGCGACCAACAGAGUACCGAAACGCUGACAUAUUUGUCGUUGCAAACGAGCAAAUCGCCAAACGAUACCUUGGUGGAUGCGUUCAGCAGUGAAAUGAGUUUCGACAUAACCAGCAGAGAAUUACGACAAAUGAACGAUGCGAAAAUACAGCACGAGACAAACCCAACGGACGAUCUCACUUUUCUUACCGUACCUGGUAUUAACGAGCGUGAAUCCUUGGUAAAUUUCACGAGUACGGAAGAAGAUUACGAAGAAAAAUUGAAGAUAUUCCGUCAACUGACGGGAAACGAGGACAGCGAAGAAAUCACAUUGGCUAAGAGCGAUCAUCUCAAAGUUCCUCAAGGGAGCCAAAUGAAUUUGGAACAAAAAAUAAUGCAAGACGGACUUGAAAACACGAUAGCUCAAUUAUCAGAAGUCAAAGAUCAUGAAGUAAAUCCCGAGCAUUACGGAGCACCCUGUUUGGCCGGACAGAGCGAAUUUGAUCGUUCGAUCAACGAGGAUACAUCAAUGAGGAAACCGAACGAUCACUUGUUCUCAAAUGACCUCGACACCAUAACGUUCACGAGCCAAACCGACGAACUAAUAAAUCCGGUCAAUAUCGUCAGUAACGAGCCUUCCGAAGCCGUUGAAUUGGCCAUAGCAACUGAGGAAGAGAUGCCAUCACAGUGGAUCGAUGUUAUGGCAUUAGCAGCAGCACCAGCCUUGAGAACGGAGUCGUGGUCGGAGUUGAACGCUUUUCCAACAGCUGUUCAUUCCCUCGUCGACCUCGUUGGUCCCGAGCCAUAUCCCCUUAACCUUGAAAAUCAGCUGGAAAAUGUUGCAGAAACUCUUAAUUGUCAAAACGUCGAUAAACCAGAACAAAUUUGCCAUCUUCCUGUGAUAGAGCCAGCGAAUCCUAUCAUUAAAACGACCGACCCUCGUACACCAUCGAUACUCGCUUCGAGCAACGACAAGAGAAAUCGUAAUGUUUUGCAAGAGAUUACAGCCGAUGCAGAUAUUUGCAAAUGCACCGACUGCAAGUGCGAUAAUUCUAACAGUUGUCAUAAUUGUGCGAGUACGAAUGAAACCGAAGUACCAAUUCAUCACAAAGCAACUGAAUCGCAGCUGCAAAUCGUCAGUGAAAUCGUUUCUUGCCUGCAGAACGAGUGCCCGUGCGACAACGAUGGAUCCCAAGGCUGCGGUUCAUGUUGCGUCGUCAUUUGCUUGAAAACGUUACAACAAUUGCAACGAGUAUUCAACAAUAGAAAUUGUUGCAGAGAAAUGAGCAGAAGUCAGUGCUGCAAGGAGAAAAAUUCGUUCAAUCUGAUGAAAAGCCAAGUGGCCAAUAACCAAUGAGGACCCACUAUUUUUCAGGAUUUCUUUGUUGUUAUUUACUUAUUACUUUAGAGAAAUCGCUCUACCAGUGAUUUCGCAAACUAGUCAUUCAAACGAAGAGGCUUCCUUCCGCUUCCUCGACCAUUUAGGAAUUUUGCCAUUUAUAUAUAUAUAUAUAUAUAUAUUUUUUUUUUUUCAACGCAAAAACUUCACGAGUCGAAGGACAGAGAAUAUAUGGACUGUGUUUGUAUUCUGAUCGUGAGCGACAAGCUUGGAUGUUUUUGUGCCUAAAUAUUUGGUCGAAAACCGAUUCAAUGAGAGUUUAAAAUGUUUUUUCAUUUUCGUUUCCUAACACUUCUAUUCAGUUCUUCUAAAUUAUUUUUUGGACUACAACGAGCAUUAAUAAACAUUCAACAUGAAUAAUACUGGCUCGUGAUGUUUUUUCAAAAAUAUUCAUUACAAUCAAUGUGAGAAAUUUUCUUGAAACUUUCAUUGAUUCUAUAUUUCGCUGCUUUCGAAAUUGAUUAAUUAUUCGAAUGAAUCAAUGUUACGAAUCGUUGUUAGAAGACUUAAUCGUUAAAGUUGUUCAAAGAGAAAUUCGUGCUCGAUUUAAUUGCUUUGUUAAAAAGUUAAGAGCUUAUUUCGUUUCGCGACUAUUUUUGUUGUUAUUGCUGCGCAUUUUAAAUAAGAUAAAUGAAAAAACUGAGUGACGCUCAAAGCGUGACAAAUCGUAUAUGCCAAAUAAAAACAUAUUUUUGUUUAACUUUUCCUGCACUAGCCCACGAGAGUUAAAGCGUCUCAUCAAAUCGUAUCGUUGCGAGGAUGUACGUAUUUUCAUAGUUUUGUUACAUUUUUACGUAUACCAAAAAAUAUUCAUAAUAGUAUAAUAGUAAAGAAAAAAAGAAUUGAAAUAAAGCCUGCGAACACGGUGACGAAGUACUGAAUUUAUCACGAAUGAAUUUAUAUAUCGAACGUUACUCGCGUAAAAUUUUCGUACGCAUGCUUCUUGCAAAUUUUAUGAACUUUUACACCGUGUAAAUGAAUAAGCAAGCAUACAUAUAUACAUAUAUAUAUUUAUACAAAAAUCUACCAAAAAUAAUAUCCGAAUGAAUUGAAAAAAUUCAUACGAGAAUAAUGUUUGCUUUUGCCUUCCGAGCCACUGUUGGGUCGACGACGAUUUAUAAUGGCUGUUUCACGUACUUCGAAGAGCGCUACUUAUCAGUGAAGAAAGAAUCGAGAGCUCGAUAAACCGAUAGAAAAAGAACAAAUUGUUUUAAAUGUUGAUUUAACUAAUAAACGUUUUCGAUCGCAAUUUCAUUGUGGAUUUAUCGAGAAUAAACUCGCUUGGAGAAUUCAA